Molecule: messenger RNA, 1029 nt
Organism: Parathielavia appendiculata
Lineage: Eukaryota; Fungi; Ascomycota; Sordariomycetes; Sordariales; Chaetomiaceae
Product: WD40 repeat-like protein
Exons: 2
Coding region: 1-1029 (342 amino acids)
Biological process (GO): cytoplasmic translational initiation
Cellular component (GO): cytoplasm; eukaryotic translation initiation factor 3 complex, eIF3m
Molecular function (GO): RNA binding; translation initiation factor activity; protein binding
Source: RefSeq, a predicted model, not a curated record
AUGAGGCCCAUCCUGUUGGCGGGCCACGAACGUGCCCUGACCCAGAUCAAGUACAGCCCCGACGGCGAUCUGAUCUUCUCUGUUUCCAAGGACCAAAUCAUCUGCGUCUGGUUUUCGCACAACGGCGAGCGGCUGGGGACGUACCGCGGCCACCAAGGUGCCAUCUGGACCAUUGACGUCGACCCCACCUCCACCAUUCUCGCCUCGGGAUCCGCCGACAACACAAUCAAGCUCUGGGACAUCAAGACGGGCAAGUGCCUGCAGACAUGGGACUUCCCUACAGCCGUCAAGCGCGUCGAGUUCAGCGACGACGGCACCAAGCUGCUGGGCGUAACAGAGAAGCGCAUGGGCCACCUGGGCACCAUCGUUGUGCUGGACAUCAAGCUCGACGUCGAGGCAGAGCAGUCUGACGAGAAGGCCAUGACCAUCGUGUGCGAGGAGAGCAAGGCCACAGUCGCCGGCUGGAGCUACCUUAGCAAGUACAUCAUCGCCGGCCACGAGGACGGGUCCGUCUCUCAGUACGACGCCAAAACCGGCGACCUGAUUUACAACAUCCCGAUCCACGAGCUGAACCAGUCGAUUACCGACCUCCAGUGGUCGCAGGACAGAUCAUACUUCAUCACCGCGUCAAAAGACAAAACUGCCAAGCUCAUCUCAUCCAGAGACCUCGAAGUCCUUAAGACCUACCCAGCCGACACGCCCCUCAACAGCGCGACCAUAACCCGCAAUAAGGAUUUUGUCAUCCUAGGCGGCGGCCAGGCCGCCAUGGACGUGACUACGACCGCCGCGCGGCAGGGCAAGUUCGAGGCGCGCUUCUACCACAAGAUCUUCGAGGACGAGAUUGGGCGCGUGCGCGGCCACUUUGGUCCGCUCAACACGGUGGCCGCCGACCCGACGGGCAAAGGGUACGCCAGCGGCGGCGAGGACGGCUACGUGCGCGUGCACCAUUUCGACAGGGGCUACUUCGACUUCAUGUACGAGGUCGAGAGGGAGAGGCAGAACAGGCUAGCGGCGGUUGUUAGUGCUUAA